Messenger RNA from Pygocentrus nattereri (red-bellied piranha), 3793 nucleotides. It is a transcript of the gene wsb1, whose product is annotated as WD repeat and SOCS box containing 1. The transcript has 9 exons. Gene Ontology annotation, molecular function: protein binding. Gene Ontology annotation, biological process: intracellular signal transduction. Lineage: Eukaryota; Metazoa; Chordata; Actinopteri; Characiformes; Serrasalmidae. The coding region runs from base 386 to 1657 and encodes 423 amino acids. The record is from RefSeq and is a predicted model, not a curated record.
ACAGCGGCCAUUAGAUUAGAGUGUGUACAGGCGUAGGCGGCAGCACGGGCCAGAUACAGAGAAGCACUGCUUCGUUUUUGUCGUUGAGUUCGUCCCCUUUUCUUCCUGGUCAACGUUAGUGGACACGUUUUGUCUUAAGUGACCGCGGUAUUGUUUUUUUAGUGGAAGACUAUUGUUGUUUUGCUCGUUUUUUGUAAUGUAUGUGCGCGUUGGCCGCACUCUGAGCUGAACGCUAGCUAGGUUAGCUAUCUAACGCAGCGCGUACGUGCGUCCUCACGCAUUCCACAGAUUUUCCCUCGCCUUGGCUACACGAACCCAUCCGUCUGAAAUACGUUAGUUCGUUAAUACACAAAGGCGUAGUUUAAAGAGACUCGUUUCUAUUUAGAUGGCAAGCUUCCCGGAUUUUGUCAACGAAAAUGAAAUAGGUAAAGCUAAGUUCAUUGGAGAACUUUUAGCUCCUGUUGCUCCCUUUGACCAGAAGUCAGGACGGGAGACGUGGACUGUAGCUUUCGCACCUGAUGGUUCCUAUUUCGCUUGGUCUCAAGGGCAUCGCAUUGUGAGGCUUGUACCAUGGUCAAAAUGCAUAACAAACUUCUCUAUGAGGAAAGAGGAGCGAAUAAAUGGGGCUGGGCCCAGGCGGUUGUCUCGUCAGGGCAGCGAGGGCACCCUGGUGCCCGGGGAGCCCAGAGAACACACCAUCGACUGUGGUGAUAUUGUCUGGGGGCUGGCUUUUGGCUCCUCCGUCCCUGAGAAGCAGAGCCGGUGUGUGAACAUCGAGUGGCACCGCUUCAAAUUUGGACAAGACCAACUGCUGCUGGCCACAGGUCUCAACAAUGGCCGCAUCAAAAUCUGGGAUGCAUAUACAGGAAAGCUUUUGCUGAACCUGAUGGAUCACACAGACAUUGUGCGAGAUCUAACAUUUGCACCGGAUGGCAGCCUUGUGCUGGUCUCUGCUUCCAGAGACAAGACACUACGUGUGUGGGACCUCAAGGACGAUGGUAAUAUGGUGAAAGUGCUGCGGGGCCAUCAGAACUGGGUCUAUUGCAGUGCCUUCUCACCGGACUCAUCAGUGCUGUGCUCAGUGGGCGCCGGAAAAGCGGUCUUCCUGUGGAACAUGGAUAAGUACACUAUGAUCCGUAAGCUGGAGGGCCACCAUAACGAUGUGGUGUCCUGUGAGUUUUCUCCUGAUGGAGCCCUACUAGCCACAGCUUCCUAUGACACCCGCAUCAUAGUGUGGGACCCACACACGGGCAGUGUGUUGCUGGAGCUUGGGCACCUCUUUCCUCCUCCCACUCCCAUAUUUGCAGGGGGAGCGAAUGACCGCUGGGUUCGUUCCGUGGCUUUCUGUCAUGAUGGCCAACAUAUUGCUAGUAUUACUGAUGACCGAUUGGUGAGAUUCUGGAGUAUAGAUGAAAAGUCUCCCCAGGCCAUCGCAUCGCUCACUAAUGGCCUCUGCUGUGCCUUCUCAACGGACGGAAGCGUUUUAGCUGCUGGUUCGCGUGAUGGCAGUGUGCAUUUCUGGUCAUGUCCGCGCAGCGUUGCCAGCCUGCAGCAUCUGUGUCGCAUGGCACUGCGGAGAGUACUGACCACGCAGCAGGUCUACACCCUGUCCAUCCCUCAGUGUAUGCAGGAUUUCUUGGCCUACAGGAGCCUGUAACCCAGUGGACCAGUGAGCAUGAGACUGUGCACUGACAAACCAAUGAGACAUUAUUGCUAAUAAGAAAGAGGGAAAAAAAAACAACAAAAAAAAAACAAAAAGGAAAACGAACAAAAAAAAAAGACUCAGAAAAACAAGAGAAAAAAGGUUUCUUCUGUUCACACAGACCUCAUGCUCUGCUUAAUGAGGUCAUGGUUUUGUAUUUUUUUUUUAAAGUAUUAUUACUGCUUGCAGAUUGGCCUGUCAGUCCUUUUUUUUUUUUUUUUUUUUUUUUUUUUUUUUUUUUUUUUUUUUUUUUUUGGCCAAGAUAGCUGCACCCUCACCUAUAUCAGGCAGUGGCCUUUAGACAGCCUUAUCAGCAUCACGUUUUAAACUUUUUGCUCUUUCAUCUUCCUUUUUUUUUCUUCAGCACAACCUCUUGUACAAAACCUUACAAUGCAACUUUAAAGAAUGGAAGACAGUUGGAAUCUCCUCUUUUUGCCAGGAGAUGUGAAUAGCUGAUAACAGAAGAGCUGAAACUGUGGUUUCUCUUAAGAGUAUCUGAGAGAAGUGACCACCAGCAGUCCUGUGAGUUGAGGUAGGGAGGUAGCAGAGGAAGGAACUCUGGCCUUAAGUGCCAUUGCUCGUCUGGUCACAAAUUAAAGGAUUGAAUGGUCUUUGUCAACAUAGAUGGGUGUGAUUUUUAGUGUGUUUGGUGUCUCUUUUAGGAGUGCAUUUAGUAGAUCAGGGAUGCAGGCAGUGCCUCCCCUCUGUGUGCCUCUUUAGCAGAAAAAUAUUCCAUACGCUGAUGUUCACACUUGAAUGCCUCAAUAACAGCAGCCUUCUAUUCAUCUCCACGAAUCUGAGAAGAAAAUGUAGUAAACUCAUGGAUACAUGGAUAUUUGUUCCUCUUCAAAUUGUGUAUUUUUACUUGUACAGAAAUUUGUAAAGACAUGUCAUUGUGUGUGUGUGUGUGUGUGUGUGUGUGUGUGUGUGUGUGUGUGUGUGUGUGUGUGUGUGUGUGUGUGUGUGUGUGUGUGUGUGUAUAUAAAAAAUGUUCCCAUGUUUUUCCUCCUGAGUCUAAGACUGCUAAGACUGAAGGAUGUUUAUAUUGCUUUGUGCAUAGUUCUCUCUUGUGCUGUGAAUCUUAAGUUGAAUGUCAUGAAUGUCACAUGUUUAGAAGAGACUAAGUGGGCUCUGAGCUGGUUCUAGAAGGGUGAGAUUGUGAGUUAUUAACAAAAAGGAAUGUGUUCCCUCUCCUCCAUGCACACUGAAGUUUCCUUUAAGGUCCCACCUACCUAUAUUUAUUGCAUAUUUAUAUGUACAGUGAUUGUUAGCCGUGAAUCAGAAUGCUCCUGCAUUUUAUCUGCAUUUAAUCCUCUGAGCUUCUCCUGUCUACAGGGCUAGCAUGGUGUCAGUGGAGAUGGUUGUCCUGUCUCAUCUACCUCCUAGAUACGCUUGAGUAACAAUUCAAGUGGAGGCUCAGAGCUUCUUCACUGUAAGAUAUAUAAUAUGGGUGGUUGGAUCUGGUGAUAUGUUUUUCAGUCUGUUCUAUGGUUAGGGUUAGGAAGUGAAGAGAAGCGAAAGAGAUUGGUGUAAGGGGAAUGGUUGCAUUUAAUCUUUUUUUUAUUUUUUAUUUUUUUUUUUUUAAAUCUGGAGUUAAACAAUCUUGGCAAUAACUUGCAUUUGUAACCAUUAAAGGUGAUGCCAAAGACCUUGGUUUCUUUGUCAUAUUUGGCACUCAGUAUUUUUUUUUUCUCCCUCCCACGCUCCUGUCUAUAUCUGGCUAAAACUUGAAAAUCUAAUGCAUACGUCUUAUGGCUGUUUUUUUUUUUUUUUUUUUUUCCUGCUUCUGAAAGAAUCCUAUGUAAAAAAAAAAAAAAAAAAAAAAAGGCCUUUUUUCCACCGUAUCUAGGAGGAACGCAUUCAAACUUGAGUGCACUCUCAAAACGGUCAGCUGCUAAAGCAUGAGGUAUUAGUCGUCAAUUUAUUUCAAGCUCAAAAUGUUCAACUUCUUGUUCCUCCUUUGCAAAUAAACAAUUCUUGCAUAAUGCUGUAUACAAUAGUAGCAAUUAAAGUAGUCAAAGGAAUGUACUUUUUCUGUUUUGUUUGUUUUUUGCAUUUUGUAGUUGAAAUAAAGGCUUCUUUCAAAUUAAA